Molecule: messenger RNA, 909 nt
Organism: Suillus plorans
Lineage: Eukaryota; Fungi; Basidiomycota; Agaricomycetes; Boletales; Suillaceae
Exons: 1
Coding region: 1-909 (302 amino acids)
Source: RefSeq, a predicted model, not a curated record
AUGGCCCGCAUCGUGUCAGACCCGGCACUGGACAUUGAGCCAAACUUCGCAUCUGCCACUUUCGAAGCCAUCCGCAACCGCAUCAUUGGAAAUUUGCAACUUACUCACGAUGAAGCAGCCAAUGAAUUAUCCAAUGGCUGGAAACAAGACCGUGACAUCCGCUUAGUCGCCUGGACGGCACAAUCCAAUGAAGAAGCGCGACUGGCAGCUGAAGCAGCCCAGGCUGAACACGAACGUGUGGAACAGGAGAGACUCACCCUCGAGCUAGAAGCUGAGAAAGAGCGAAGAGAAAUGGAGAAGAAAAAGCCGAAGAUCAAUGACUUCAAGGCAGGUACCUCUGUCGGCGACUCCCUUACUCACCGCCCCUCCCAGUAUGCUAUCCACAAGCUCAAAUCUUACGAGUACGUAGAGCUCUGGUACUUCAGCCCAGAGGGCUGUAAGAAAACGGCAGACGAAGCAAAAUCAUCUGCCGACAACACUUACGGCUUCACAAAGGUUGACGAUUUCGUCGCCUUGAAACCGGUCGCAUCCUUCAAGCCUUCCCGCAAAGUGAUCCAAGACCAUAGCCUCGAAUGGCGGCAAUUUGACAUGGCUAAAAACUGCUUCCUCCUCCAGAUCAACAGGCUGGGAUGGCCUGAGAAGCACCAACGCGCUAUCACAAUGUUUUUCAUGAACAUCAUCUCCCACCCUCAGCGAGCUGAGCCUCUUGGUGAACGAUCGCUUCUGCUAUACGCCGCGCGCGUACGCAGAGAUUGGCACGACACCCUCACUCUCGACAACGCAUUCGACAUCAGCGUUUUCAAUUCAACCCUCCUGAAAAACCUGGCCGAAGAAGUGUGGAACAAAGUCCGUUUCGAAAGUCUUGCCGAGGUUCGUGUUUCUUCUCGACCCACAAUACCAUGUCGCUAA